AUGGGUCUUUUACCUUUUGAAACCUUUAGCGAAUUGGGAGCCUUGAUAAAGUUGAAAUACUUCCAUAAGCUUCCUGCCAUUGAUAUGAGCGAUGAAUCUGUCAAAUUUUGUUACAACAAGUUGAAUCAAGUAUCGAGGUCUUUUGCCAUGGUCAUUCAGGAGCUUCCCGAAGAACUCAAACAUCCCGUAGCCAUCUUUUAUCUCGUUUUGAGAGGUCUUGAUACCGUAGAAGAUGAUACUGAAUAUCUCAAAGAAGAUGUCGCUGCCAAGCAUCAAUUAUUACAAACAUUCUAUCAAAAGAUUCGUGAUCCAAACUUUUAUCUUGAUAAUUGUGGAGGAAGUCUUCAUGCCACUCGUCACUACAAGGAUUUAAUGUUGAACUUCCAUCAUGUAUGCAAGGUAUUCCUUCGAUUGGAUGAAAAGUAUCAACGUGUCAUUGAAGAUGUGACCAUGAAGAUGGGAUGCGGAAUGGUCAAUUACUUGGGCAUGACAGGCGUCGAUACCAUGCUCGACUAUGAUGAAUAUUGCCACUAUGUGGCUGGCUUGGUUGGUAUUGGUCUCUCUGAAAUGUUUGUUGCCUAUGGUGAAGAUGAAGAAGCAUUCUUCAAGCCAGGCACAAGCGGUACUUCCACUGAAUCCAUCAAGAAAUCCCUCUCAAACUUGAUGGGACUCUUCCUUCAAAAAGUGAACAUUAUUCGUGACUAUGCCGAAGAUAUUUUGGAAAAUAGAACCUUCUACCCAUCUAGCUCUUUCCAACAAUUUGGUUUGAAGCAGGUAACAGAUUUGGCAAAGAAAGAAAAUUUACCACAAGCACUACAAACUCUCAACUACCUCGUUACAAAUGCUCUUUCACAUGCUCCAGAUUGCCUCGAAUACAUGUCCAAAGUGAAGGAUCCAAAAGUUUUCAGUUUUUGUGCCAUUCCUCAAGUCAUGGCCUUUGCUACACUCGUUGAAAUUUAUAAUAAUCCAAAUGUAUUUGUGAAGAAUGUCAAGAUGAGAAAAGGUCUCACUGCUCGAAUUUUCAUGGAAACAAAAUCAUAUGAAGAUGUUCAAAAAUGGUUUGCCACCCUUUCUGAAGAUUUACAAGUUAAACUUGCUUCUAACAUGCAAGAUCCAUCUGCCAAGGAAACUGCACGAGUUUUGGAAACAAUUUUGAAGAAGGCUGGCUACAAAACAAAAAGCAGAGGACUUUCAGUCACCCAAGGUUUUGGUAUCGUUUCUUUGUUGACUGCUCUAGUUUAUUGGACUCUUUGUGGCAAACCACUUUCGAAUUUUUUAGGCAAUAAUACGUCACUGUUGGGACGAUUCUUGGGCAGAUUUGUAAGCAAACCUGUAUCAGGAGCUGUAUCACCAGCAGGCAAAGCUAUUACUCCAUCUUUGAAUUAA
Molecule: messenger RNA, 1386 nt
Organism: Naegleria lovaniensis
Lineage: Eukaryota; Heterolobosea; Eutetramitea; Acrasida; Naegleriidae
Exons: 2
Coding region: 1-1386 (461 amino acids)
Biological process (GO): farnesyl diphosphate metabolic process; lipid biosynthetic process
Cellular component (GO): endoplasmic reticulum membrane
Molecular function (GO): squalene synthase [NAD(P)H] activity
Source: RefSeq, a predicted model, not a curated record